AGUGAAGACCUGCAACACUCGCUGGUCCAACUGUUUGCCGGGGUCCGCUCGUAUAAAAGCGUUAAUUGAACGUUCUAGCGCGGAUAGUGCGAGUUUGUUUUUUGUCCGACACUGACAACGAGGCUCCAAACGUUGACGAACCGUUCAUCCGUCCAUCCGCGCGAGUCACCUACGUAUAUUUGAGAGAAUAGUAUAACGAUAAUAAUUACGGGAAGUCACGAAAAAAAGUGAGUGAAGGGGGGAUCCAUCCAAGGACAGAAACAUUUGACCGUUGGUUAUCGCUAUUAUGCACCUAGUUAGGUGAUGUUCUACAAUUAGAAAAAGAAAGAAAAAACUGCGGAAUUUUUCUGAGGCGCAGUGCGUUAUCAGCGAGAAACUGAAGUGCUGGUAAAUUUAUUAGGCAGGAGAACAAUUGUCAACCGAAUCGGUGUGCGGGAGGAGGUGCCUUCUGAAGGCUGAUAAGAGCAAAAGUAGAUCAUUGUUGCGAAACAUUUGUUCAGCUAAUUGGUGUUCAGAGUUCGGAUCGUGUAAGUGGAGUGUGAAAUUGUGUUACCAAACGAAAAGUUCUCCAAGAAACAGCAUACAGAAUCGUGUAACUAAGAUUAGACAGAAUGUGUACCUCAUACAAAAUCGGCAUGGAGGAGCUUUCCGGCAAAUCCAGUAACAUCUGGAAGGCAGUACUAGCGGAAUUUAUCGGUAUCUUCAUACUCAACUUCUUCGGUUGUGCGGCGUGUACCCAUGCGGCUGGUGACAAAACACUCAUCUCACUCGCCUUCGGACUCAGCGUGUUUAUGGUCGUCAUGUCUAUUGGUCACGUCAGUGGAGGUCAUAUUAACCCGGCAGUUACUGCAGGUCUAUUGGCAGCUGGGAAAGUGAGUAUCGUACGUGCCGGCCUAUAUGUAGCAUCUCAAUGUGCGGGGGCUGUUGCAGGAACUGCGGCACUCAAGGCACUUCUGCCAGAGGUGUUCCAGAAUGGGCUUGGCAAUACGGGUCUUAAAGAGAACGUUCAAGAUAUGCAAGGCCUAGGUAUUGAGUUCUUCUUGGGCUUCAUUCUCGUGUUGUGCGUUUUUGGCGUAUGCGAUGAGAAUAAACCAGAUUCGCGAUUCGUAGCUCCGUUGGCAAUUGGUCUUACUGUUACAUUAGGUCAUCUGGGUGUGGUAGAGUACACCGGAUCUAGUAUGAACCCCGCGCGUUCCUUCGGAACAGCUUUCAUCAACGAAAACUGGACUAAUCACUGGAUCUAUUGGGCUGGUCCGAUCCUUGGUGGCGUCUGUGCCGCUCUCUUAUACUGCCAAGUAUUCAAAGCUCCCCGUUCAGAGGAACUAACUGCGCCAGAGCGCUACCGAGUUGCAGCAGAUGAAAAAGAGGCUUACCAAACCCACCUUAAGUUGAAAUAUAUAGACGAAGAAGCAUAACAGCUGAAACGCUUGGAUGGUAUGGCCUAGAUCAACUGAUCUACUUUGUGUAGCGGAAACAAAGAUGUUUCAAUUCUACGGAAUAUUCAUUAAUCGAAUAUUUUUUUUAUGAAAACGCAUUAAUUUUAAUCUAUGCCUAAUGAUAAUUUAUGAUCUAACAAGCGGAACAUUUAUAUUUAAAAUGAGGAUUAAAACUAUGACAAUAAA
Topomyia yanbarensis is the source of this 1622-nucleotide messenger RNA. It is a transcript of the gene Prip, whose product is annotated as aquaporin AQPAe.a. The transcript is spliced from 8 exons. NCBI's taxonomy places the organism in Eukaryota, Metazoa, Arthropoda, Insecta, Diptera, Culicidae. Gene Ontology annotation, molecular function: water channel activity. The record is from RefSeq and is a predicted model, not a curated record. Gene Ontology annotation, cellular component: plasma membrane. Gene Ontology annotation, biological process: transmembrane transport. The coding region runs from base 612 to 1415 and encodes 267 amino acids.